AAUUAAAAACAAGUACCCACUCUUUUUGAGAAUGUGCUUAUAAAAGUGAGCUAAAACAGAAAUAAAACAGAGUGUAAUUUAAUCUAUUAUCAUCAGCUGUCUGAAGGUAUUUUGAAUUGAAUUAAAAUUAUUAAACAUGGGAGAUCAUGUCUUGUCUGAAGAGCAAAUUUCUGAGUUUCAGGAAGCUUUUUGUCUACUUGACAAAGAUGGUGAUGGUCGAAUUACGUUUGAUGAGCUGGCAACGGCGAUCAGAUCACUUGAUCAAAAUCCAACAGAUGAAGAAUUACAAUGCAUGAUCAGUGAAGUUGACGUUGAUGGUAACGGAACUAUAGAAUUUGGGGAGUUUUUGAAUCUUAUGGCAAUAAAAAUGAAGGAAAGUGAAGCAGAAGAGGAACUUAAAGAAGCAUUCAAAGUUUUUGAUAAGGACCAAGAUGGAUACAUUUCACCUAAUGAGUUGAGGCACGUAAUGAUAAACCUAGGAGAAAAGUUGACGGAUGAAGAGGUAGAACAGAUGAUUAGAGAGGCAGAUUUGGACGGAGAUGGUCUUGUUAAUUAUGAAGAAUUUGUUAGAAUGAUGCUUAAUUGUUAGUUAGCUAAUUGAUCAUAUUCGAGAUUAAUUAUCGUUGCUAUUGGUUUUAAAUUUUAAUAACCAUAUGUUUCAUUCAUAUA
Molecule: messenger RNA, 669 nt
Organism: Mercurialis annua (annual mercury)
Lineage: Eukaryota; Viridiplantae; Streptophyta; Magnoliopsida; Malpighiales; Euphorbiaceae
Product: calmodulin-like protein 8
Exons: 4
Coding region: 137-589 (150 amino acids)
Molecular function (GO): calcium ion binding; enzyme regulator activity
Source: RefSeq, a predicted model, not a curated record